AUGGGUAGCACGGAUCAAAGUUUGCGAGCCUGGUGGAAAGAGAGCUCGGUGUAUCAAGUGUACCCUGCAUCUUACCAAGAUUCCACUGGCUCUGGCGUUGGAGACCUGAAGGGCAUCAUCUCUCGAGUUGAUUACCUCAAAGACUUGGGGGUCGAUAUCGUAUGGCUUUCACCAAUCUUCAAGAGCCCCCAGGUUGAUAUGGGGUAUGAUAUCAGCGACUAUUACACAAUCGACCCUCCAUAUGGUGAUGUCUCAGAUGUUGAUGUCCUCAAGGACAAGCUCCAUGAACGAGGCAUGAAGCUCGUUCUCGACCUGGUCAUGAAUCAUACUAGCGAUCAGCAUGAGUGGUUCAGGGAGUCUCGAAAGUCCAAGGACAACCCUUAUCGUGAUUGGUAUAUCUGGAAGCCUGCAAAGUACGACUCCGAAGGGAACAGACACCCUCCCAACAACUGGGAUGCUCAUUUCCAAGGAAGUGCCUGGGAGUACGACGAAACCACAGAUGAAUAUUAUCUCUGCCUCUUCUGCAAACAACAGCCAGAUCUUAACUGGGAGAACCCGGCAGUCAGAAAACAAGUUCACGAUGUCAUGCGCUUUUGGCUCGACAGAGGCACCGAUGGGUUCCGCAUGGAUGUCAUCAACUUUGUCAGUAAGGACCAGGCCUUCCCCGACUCCGACAAGACUGUACUUCGUGGUCAUGAAUUUUAUGCUUGUGGCCCCCGAUGCCACGAGUUUCUCAAAGAGAUUGGUGCUAUUCUGCAAGAGUACGAUGCUUUCAGCGUGGGCGAGAUGCCCUGUGUGCAUGAUGAGCGCGAGUUGAUUAAGGCUGUUCGUGGUGACCGGGGAGAGUUGAGCAUGAUUUUCCACUUUGAGUUGAUGGAUCUUGAUCAUGGCGUCGGCGGCAAGUUCACACCUAGAUCCUGGGACCUUUCUGAGCUCAAAUCUACCACUCUCAAGUGGCAGAAGUUCAUGUACGACAAUGAAGGCUGGAACGCCCUUUACUUGGAGAACCAUGACCAACCACGGGCUGUCAGCCGCUUUGUUCACGAUGACACUGAGCAUCGGGUGGACAGUGCGAAGCUUAUCGCCAUCUUCCUGGGUUUCCAGUCGGGCACCCCCUUUAUUUACCAAGGACAGGAGAUUGGGAUGACCAAUGUCCCUAGGGACUGGGACUUGGAAGAGUACAAGGACCUUGACUGCCUUCGACAUUGGGACCUUCACAGAAACGAUGAUGAGGCAGCUCAAAACUCCUACAAGGUUGAGUAUCAGAAGAAGUCUCGUGACAAUGCCCGAACUCCCAUGCAAUGGGACGCAAGCCCCAACGCUGGCUUUACUACUGCAGAUGUUAAGCCCUGGAUGAGAGUCAACGAUAACUAUAAGGAAAUCAACGCUGCAUCCCAGACUUCAGACCCCAACUCUGUGUACAGCUGCUAUCGCAAAGUCCUGCAGAGACGAAAGGAGUUCCUGGACAUAUUUGUAUAUGGAAACUUCCAACUCGUUGACGAGUCCAACGAGAAGGUCUUUGCAUACUCACGAACGGCUGACAACGGAGAGACCGCUCUCAUCGUAUGUAACUUCACAACUGAUACAGUUGCGUGGUCUUUGCCCGGCAAGACGCGAGAGGUGCUGGUCAGCUCUGCUGGAAGAACAAUUGAUGAGUUAAACAGUGGGGAGACCAAACUGGCACCUUGCGAGGCCUUCGCAGUCCUGCUCGAAUAG
This is a messenger RNA of Fusarium subglutinans, 1716 nucleotides long. RefSeq names its product trehalose-6-phosphate hydrolase. Bases 1 to 1716 code for a protein of 571 amino acids. Gene Ontology annotation, biological process: oligosaccharide catabolic process. The transcript has 5 exons. Gene Ontology annotation, molecular function: alpha-amylase activity. Lineage: Eukaryota; Fungi; Ascomycota; Sordariomycetes; Hypocreales; Nectriaceae. The record is from RefSeq and is a predicted model, not a curated record.